Lizanozyma spartinae is the source of this 1821-nucleotide messenger RNA. RefSeq names its product protein channel (gene TOM70). The transcript has a single exon. Bases 1 to 1821 code for a protein of 606 amino acids. Gene Ontology annotation, cellular component: mitochondrial outer membrane. Lineage: Eukaryota; Fungi; Ascomycota; Pichiomycetes; Serinales; Debaryomycetaceae. The record is from RefSeq and is a predicted model, not a curated record. Gene Ontology annotation, molecular function: protein binding.
AUGAGUUUGGACCAUUCAUCGGGGUUCUUUGCUCGGAACAAAACGGCCAUUGCGCUUACGGCCUUGGCCGGUGUUUCUGCCGCCGGAGCUUACUAUUACUACACUCAAGUUCAAGGUGACAGUGAUUCAACCAGUGAAGGUAGUUCUAAACUGAAAAAGAAGAAGAAGAAGUCAAAGUCAACAAAGGGGGGGGAUUCUGAAGAAUCUUCUUCUAAUGGGGGAGCAAAGAAAUCUUCCAAUGGUCCAGUUACCAAAUUGUAUCCUGUUGAUUCUAAAGGGUUACCAGCUUUAACUUCUGAAAUCAUUGAAGGAUUAUCGGAAUCUGACAAAAAGGAUUGGGCUGCAGCAUUGAAAGAGGAUGGUAAUGGGUUUUUCAAGGAAAAGAAGUACACAGAGGCUAUUGCCUUUUACACUGGUGCUUUGGAAUUGAAAAUUGAUCCUGUUUUCUAUUCAAAUAGAUCUGCUUGUUAUUCUGCUUUAAGUGAUCAUGAAAAUGUCAUUAAGGAUACUACUGAAGCUAUAAAACUUAAGCCUGAUUACACCAAAUGCCUUUUACGUCGUGCUACUUCCUAUGAAAUAUUGGAAAACUAUCCUGAAGCUAUGUUUGAUUUAACCAAAUUGACUGUUUAUGGUGGAUUUUCAAACAAGUCAGUGGAACAAGUAUUGGAAAGAGUAUUAAAAAAGCAUUCUAUGAAGAUUGUUGAAGAAAAUAUGAAGAAUGUCACUUUGGAAUUACCAUCAGCUUCCACCAUGAGCUCAUUCUUUAGUGCCUUUGUUUCUGAAUAUACCCCUGAAGGAAUCAAUGAAGAAUCUGAAGGUGCUGAUAAGUUUUUGUUUGAUGCUUUGGCCCAAGUUUACACAGAUACUGUUGAAGGCUAUGAAGAAGGUAACAAGUUAUUCAACAAGGCAGUUGAAGCUUAUAAUGUUGAAGAAUUAACUAAGGAAUCUCCAGAAGCUUCUAAGGCUGCUAUUGCUUUGGAAUAUAGGGCUACUUUUAACUUUUUGAAAAAUGAUUCUGCUAGUGCCACUGUUGAUAUUGAAAGAGCUAUUACCUUGAAGGCAAGAGCUAGAACUUAUGUCCUUAGAGCAUUAUUGAAUGCUGAUAAAUCUUCUUAUGCUGAUGCUAUGGGAGAUUUUGAAACUGCUCAAAAGAUAGAUGCUGAAUCUCCUGAUAUUUAUUACCACUUGGGUCAAUUAUAUUAUUUAACUGGAGAAUUAGAAAAGGCAAAGACCAAUUUCCUUAAAGCUAAGGAAUUGAAUCCUCAAAAUGUUUAUGCUUAUGUUCAAUUGGCAUGUAUUACUUACAGAUCUGGUAAGUUUGAAGAUGCAGAAGAAGAAUUUGCUACUGCCAAGCUUAAGUUUGCUACAUCUCCCGUUAUCCCCAAUUACUUUGGUGAAAUCUUAACUGAUCAUGGUGAUAUUAAGGGAGCUUAUAAGCAAUUUGAUACUGCUGCUAGAUUACAACAAGUAUUACCCACUUAUACUGUUGGAGCUUUACCAUUGAUCAACAAGGCAAGUUUAUUGGUCAAAGAAUCACCCGAUAAAUUAAAUGAAGCUGGUGCUUUAUUGGAACAAGCUUGUGACUUAGAUGCCAAGUCCGAAUUGGCCAAGAUCUCAUUGGCUCAAAUCAAAUUACAAAAUGAAGACGUUGAUGCUGCUAUUCCCUUGUUUGAACAAGCCAGUAAAUUGGCAAGAACUUUUGAAGAAAAGGUUCAAGCCACUUCGUUUGCUGAAGCCACAAAAAUGCAAAAGAGAAUUAAAGCUGAUCCAGAAAUCAGCAAAAAAAUGGAAGAAUUAAUGCGUCAAAAUGGCCUUGCUUAA